Messenger RNA from Stylonychia lemnae, 1248 nucleotides. NCBI's taxonomy places the organism in Eukaryota, Ciliophora, Spirotrichea, Sporadotrichida, Oxytrichidae. The record is from the annotation of a GenBank genome assembly.
AUGACUUAAAGGGAAAGAUUAAUUUAUAAUCAUUAAACACAAAAGGUUAAUAAUCUCCAGAAUAAUCUAGAAAUAGAAUAAGUACUGAGAAACUCUAAAACUUAAUUAGAGGAUUAAAGAAAGUAACUAAUUGAGCAAGAAAUCAAGAUGAAGAUUUUGGCUCAUUAGUAAAAAAAAGAUUAAGAAUCAAGAAAAAGCUAUAAGAGGCGAAGUAGUAAAGCAAUUAGACUAUCAUGCAACUCUUAAAAUGUCUCGAGAACAUCAUAGUUUAAUCCAUUAAACAAAUAGUUAGAAUAAAUAAGAGCAUCUGAGUCAGAUUUUUCUGAAAAUAGCCAAUAUUAAAAUGUUCUAUGUGAUGGCAUUAAGUCAUACUAAGCGAUAGAGCCAAUGAAAAUAAUUAUUUCCAACUAAAAUGCUGAUGAGAGGAAAAGAGAAAGUGUAAGGAAUAAUUAGUAACUACCAUCGAAUUUUAUAUAAAAACUUGAGGCUUCAUAAGGUGGAACUGUAGGUGGAGAGAUUUUACUUGAUAGUUUUAUGCUUAAGAGUUCUGAAAUGAAUAAUAAUUAUACUUAGUAUUCUGGCAUAGGAUCUUACUUUAUUACUAGUCAAAAUUAAUCAAUAGCAGAUACAAGGCAAGGCAAUUAUAAUCCUUGCGCUUCGUAAAUGGAUAGGACAUUCCAAGAUGAAAAUCCAAUUAUUAUUUCAGAUAGUGAAGAAGAUGGUUCAAUAUCUGGACCAGAUGUUGAACAUUAAGAUUCAUUACCAAAAAGAGGUAACUCUUAAAGAAUUGAAGUUCUGCAAAUCAAUGAAAAUAAUUAUGGAAUCAGCCCUUCAAAUAAUGCUGAUAGGAAAUAAAUUUCAGGAAAUCUCACAACAAAAAAUGUUGACUAUCAUUAUAAUUUCAAGUAUUCAUCAGCAAGUAAUUAAAAUAAAUACUAAUUGUCAAACAUGAAUGGAUCUUCAGCAAGUGUUUUAUACAACUACUUAAAAGGAGGGUCAUCUUCUGAUCAUAUUAAUAAAACCUUUGCUAGUGGUCAGGUGUCUCGAAAAGCUAGCUCCUAAUUAAGAGUAGUAAAAUUCAAAAAUAGCAAUACUCUUAUUAGUAGAGGUAGUACUUCGAAAGAAGUUGAUAAGUAUUUACAGAGAUUAAAUAAUUACGAAGACGAUGAAUAUUGGAAGAAUAAGCCUACGAUUCUAGAGCCUUAAAAAUAUAGGCUUAGCAUAACUGAUAUGAAAUUCGACUUUUGA